CCAGCAAUACGUCACGUCAAGAGCGUGUUGGGAUAAAGAGGCUUCAACUGGGGAUUUAAACUGCUGUCUACUGUCUAGACGACUACAGAGGAAGCGAGGAAUUUAAGGCAUAGUUAUAUAUUCGACCUGUAUUCUUGGACUCUGUACUUGCGCUAGACUAUUAGUGGGCUGUGUUUUAAAAUCGGCUGUUCAUAGACAACCACGGGAAGAGAGGAAGCUAGCGUAGACUGUUAGCUGCGAGAAUCCAGAAGACAAAUCCUUCAAGAGUCACACCCUAAUAUUCACUGUCCUCGCGACUGCGGGUGACUUACAGAUGCCCGGCCCUGCUUUUCUGUCUGGAUCACAGCACUGCGACUGUUUACUGUAGAGAUCUCUAUGCAAAAACUGAUAAGAAUCAUCAAGAAAGUCAUCAGGAGACUAUGAGUUCACCGAUGUACACGUUUGUUUUGAGAGAUGAUAACAGUUCUGUGUAUGCCGAGGUCGCCAAGAUCCUCAUCUCUACUGGGAAAUGGAAACGACUGAAGAAGGACAAUCCUCGGUUUAAUUUAAUGCUGGGAGAGAGAAAUCGGCUGCCUUUUGGACGUUUGGGUCAUGAACCAGGACUGAUGCAGCUGGUGAAUUAUUACAGAGGAGCCGAUAAACUGUGCCGCAAAGCUUCACUGGUCAAGAUUAUCAAGACCAGUCCAGAGUUAAAGGACUCCUGUAACUGGUUCCCUGAGUCUUACAUCAUAUACCCAACCAACCUCAACACCCCAGUGGCCCCGGCCACCAAUGGCAUCGGUCACAUGAAGAGCAACCCAAAGACAGAUGAGCGGGAGGUCUUCUUGGCUUCUUAUAACUCCAGAAAGGAAAGCGGAGAGGGAACGGUGUGGAUCGCCAAAUCUUCAGCAGGUGCUAAAGGUGCAGGUAUAUUGAUAUCUCAUGAUGCAAAUGAGUUGCUCGAGUUCAUCGAUAAUCAAGGCCAAGUGCAUGUCAUUCAGAAGUAUCUGGAAAGACCACUGCUGUUGGAGCCGGGACAUCGCAAAUUUGAUAUAAGGAGUUGGGUGCUUGUAGACCAUCAGUAUAAUAUCUACUUGUACCGCGAGGGAGUGUUGAGGACGUCUUCUGAGCCCUACAACAGCUCAGAUCUGCAGGACAUGACCAGUCACCUGACCAAUCACUGCAUCCAGGAGGAGCAUUCGCAGAACUACGGCCGCUACGAGGAGGGCAACGAGAUGUUCUUCGAUGAGUUCAGACAGUACCUGUUGACCACACACAGCGUUGCCAUGGAAACAUCGGUUUUACCUCAGAUCAAGCAUAUCAUCAGGAGCUGUCUCACAUGCAUCGAGCCAGCCAUCAGUACGAAGCACCUGUCCUACCAGAGCUUCCAGCUCUUCGGCUUCGACUUCAUGCUGGACGAAAGCUUUAAAGUCUGGCUAAUUGAGAUCAACGGGGCACCUGCCUGUGCACAGAAACUCUACCCUGAGCUGUGUCAAGGCAUCGUGGAUGUGGCCAUCUCCACGGUGUUCUCCCUGAGUGCAGAUGCCCUCUCGUCAUCUCCUCCGUUCUCCACGUCUCCAUCUCUGUCCUCUAACUCCUGCUCCUCACCCAAGAUCAGAGCGCCCCAUCACUUCGGCCCAUUCAUCAAACUAUAAACUGCUGAUGUUGCCAUCUAGCCCCCUCCCCAUAGUCCUGCCCAAAAACAUCAACCAAUAUAGGAAGCAUAAGGGUCUACACCUGACCUUGGGGAUGAGUAUACAGUGGAUCCAUCACUGUCUGAAGAGGACAGAAGGGAAAUGAGGUCACCUCUGUAAACUCCUCUUCCUGUUUCCAUCCAUCAUCUCUAAAUCCACAAGAGUCCAGAAAAAGAGAGAGAGUUUCCAAAAGAAUGACUGGAAGGUGAGGAAAAUCCUGCAUAUACUGGUGUUGCAGUAGCAGGAAAUGUGAUUUUAUUUUAAGACAACAGUUGUUUGGGGCUUAAGCAUGAAUUUGCAAGCACACAUUUGAACGAGGAAGAGGGUUAACAGUAGCUACUUUCCCCAUAGAUCUAUUGCAUCAACAAGACUCCUCAGGACUUUUCCAGGCACCUUGAUGAAACUGAGAACAGAUUUGAGACUUCAGUGCCUUACAUAUUCACCUUGUCACUAACACUAACUCCUAACAAGCUAAUCUGGCUUUUUGUAUGUCUGUAUAUGUCCCAUCAACUCUAUUAUCGAUCAGAUUGUUCUUUGUUUUGUGCUGUUAGCUUCAGUGUGAACUAAAUCAUUUUAAAACCACAAAUGAAUCUUUCUCAUAUGCAUAUUAUGUAUGAUUUGCAGUGUAGUAGUUUACAUGGUUGUGAUGUCUACAGAACAGUAUUUGGUAGAAGUAGCAGAAGAUAACAUGUUUGCAUAUUUAAAAAAGGUUUUGCAUCAUCUUGUUGCUGUUCUGUCCAGUGAGACCAUGUGUAGUCUUCCCGCUGUUCUCUUGCUGUUAAUACAGACACAUUUUAGGUCUGGUUCAUAAUUACUUUGUGACAGGCAAUCAAGAACAUCUGGGAAUUGGGGACGCACUUCUUUCUGAUUGUAUUGUCGGGAGACAAUAACAUGAGCAUUCACUACUCAUCGCUUACUAUCCAGUAGACAAAAUAUAUAUUGAAACAGUUAUUUAAUUAAUUCCCAGAUGUGUCAAGAAUUGAAUUAUUUCUGAAAGAAGUAAAACCUUUGGUGGACUGGACUGUUGCAUGUCGAAGCAUGAUAAAAGCAAAGCUCUUUAUGCAGACCAAGAGAAAGGUAGUUUUUUUUGUUGUUGUUGCUAAGAUGAAUGCAUCACUUUAUUUUCAUUCAUUUUAGAUUUAUUUGCAAAGAUUUGUCUUGAUUUUUUUAGCACCCAAUAUGGGAAUGGGAAUGGCUUUGUGAGUCACUGAAUAUAAUUUCUCCAUCAUCUUCGUGUGCAUGCAGAUAUGGCCGAGUUCCUUUGGUUCAUUGACGGCGAGCUCUGAAUGCUUGACCUGUACACUGUUAGGAGGACUGUGAUGCAAAAGACACACAGAUGUACGUAGAAGAAGAAAGCAGCAUUUAGGUGAUAUUAACUGUGUGGUAAUCAGACAUAAGUAUUGUUGUUUUGGGGGAAAUGAAGGAGUUUGGAUGGAGGAAUGAAGGAAGCAGUAUUAAACAAGUAUUGAAGGAAAGGUCUGCCUAUAUGAAAUAAAAUGAGAGGCUCAACAACAAUAUAAGAAUAAGAGGAGAUCAGUUAUCUAGUUUUAUUAUGUAUCUUUGCAUUACUUUUAUAAGGUUUGUCAUAUUUUUACACAGACUUUGCUGUACAGUCCUUGCAUUGGCUCUUUUGUAAAAAAGAGAAAACUGAAGACAGUUGUAUGUAGCUUGAAUAAGGGAAAACAUGUCCAUCUAGCCAAAGAUGAGUGUGAUUAAAUAUCCUCACUGCUGUCUUGUGACUGGUUUAAGUUGUGAAACGUGGGAAUGCUGUUUUAAUCAUGUUUUUCUCUGUACCCGUCUGAAGAAAUAUCAAUGCAAUGUAUGUUAUUAGUAGUCUAGUUUGCUGUAUGUUACUGUUGUUUUGACCAUUUGAAAAUAACAAAAUACACUAUGUUGAAUAGUAAAAGCCUAAAAGUAUUGACAUUUUUCAAAUAAAAGCAUCCAUCAUGUGCAAUA
Carassius gibelio (silver crucian carp) is the source of this 3629-nucleotide messenger RNA. Its product is annotated as tubulin--tyrosine ligase. Lineage: Eukaryota; Metazoa; Chordata; Actinopteri; Cypriniformes; Cyprinidae. Gene Ontology annotation, biological process: protein modification process. The coding region runs from base 420 to 1634 and encodes 404 amino acids. The record is from RefSeq and is a predicted model, not a curated record. The transcript has 8 exons.